AUGCAUCCGCAAGUGCGACGAGACGAGGCAAUCCGGGAUACCAAUCAGCUGAAAAUCAACUGUGACGUCUACAACUACGGCGAGGAAGCUGGUACUCGCAAGGAGCGACUCCCCUUCGACAAAAGGCACAGCGUAUACACGGGGGCUCGUGCGGGACACACAGCUGUGGUGGCAAGCUACAGCCAGCUGCAAAACCUAAAGGAUACCGAGAGUGCGCGUGAGCAGCGGCACAAGCUUUUCCUCCGCAUUAUUCUUGACGAAGCUCAAUGUAUCCGUAGAUGCGAUCGGACUCGACAAGGUAAUAUUCUCAUGUCAUUCGAUGCACAUUUCAAGGCCGUCUUCACAGGAUCCCCUGUUGUUGACACUAUCCUGGACUUCGAUGGGUACUUGGCUUUCCUAGAGUUCGUCGGAUGGGGAUGGGUCGCCGAUCUAAACUCAACCCACAGCACCGAAGAGGUUCGAAAGUCGCGGUACGACAAGUUCAAGGAAGGCCUGGCUACCGGUGUCAACAACCGCUCUGAGCCCCUCGAAGAUUGGCACAGCGACUGCAGCUCGGUGGACGAGCUAGAUACUCAACAAAUUAAGGGGUCCAUCGAAGACGGGUGGCAGUGCUCGCACUAG
Alternaria incomplexa is the source of this 621-nucleotide messenger RNA. RefSeq lists its product as uncharacterized. The transcript has a single exon. Lineage: Eukaryota; Fungi; Ascomycota; Dothideomycetes; Pleosporales; Pleosporaceae. The record is from RefSeq and is a predicted model, not a curated record. Gene Ontology annotation, molecular function: ATP-dependent chromatin remodeler activity; ATP binding. Bases 1 to 621 code for a protein of 206 amino acids.